AUGAGCCAAUGUUCAAAGGACACUGACCAGCUGCCUGACCCACCGAGAGGACACAUGCAGCCAUUCGGUUCUCACACCGACUCGUCAGAUACCACUGAAGAAUUAAACUACGUUCCACAUUCAUUACAAUUUUACGAAAAAUAUGUAAAAACACAAACGCCAGUAAUAUUCAGAGGAGCUUUGAACCAAUCGCGAGUACUUCGAAUUUGGACGAACGAAUAUUUAAAGGAACAUUAUGGUAAUUUACCAGUGCUUAUUCAAUCAGACGGGCUGGCUGGAAGAACUACAGUUAACAAAUAUAUUGAUCAUUACCAGGAUGCUGAUGGUUCGGUUAUGUCAACUGUGCCAAAACCCAUGGAGAAAGAUUUACCAAUUCCGCCAUGUUUGUUAUGUGGUACAUUUACAGAAGGAAUACAGAAUGUUGAACUACUGUGGAGUGGUGCUAAUGCUAGAUCUAUUGUCCAUCAACAUAGCUAUGAAGAAUUACAAUGUGUUAUAAAAGGAACAGUGCGUAUGGUUUUUAUACAGCCUAAUCAGACACACUUAUUGUAUUUAUCGGGUGAAUCUUUAAAAGAAUUUCGUGGAGAAUCUGUAAUCGAUGUUGAUGCAGUCGAUUUAUUAAAAUAUCCGAAAAUUCAACAAGUUAAAUACUCGAGUGUAGCAGUGAACGAAGGGGAUUGCUUUUAUUUGCCGCAUGGCUAUUCACAUCAAUUCGUGAUUAAUGAUGCCGAACUGACGCUAGCAUACUCUAUAUGGUUCUCAUUUUUUACUAAGAGUCGCCCCUUUGAAGGUUCCCACUGUGACAAAGAACUCCAAAUGAAAGCUGUGAGUGACGUUGAUGUUUUGUGGACGUUUGACGGCAGUGCAGAUGGAGAUUUACAAAUGGAACAUAUGGAUAUACACGUACUCAGAACGGUUUUACUGACAUCAGGCGACGGAAAUGGUCUCAUCUUUUUGGACAAAUUCACAAAUCAUUUCUUUAAUAGUGACACUGUGAAGCAGAAAAAUGAAGAAGAUGAUAUUCGACGUCAGUUUUGUGACAUACUUGACCCUACAGGUAGAGGGUAUGUAACGGUUAAAGAAGUCAAGGCGUUAUCUAUAGAUACAUUGAAGAAACUGCUGUUGAAAUUUGACCCCACCGACGUAUUAAACACAGUAGACCUUGAAUAUAGUAUCAUAAAUGCAGAAGUGAUUACCAAUGUAGUUACAUACUUGGCCACAGUUGGACCUGAUCCCGGAUUUCAUGCUAAUGAAUUGAUUGAUGCUUAUGUGCAACAACUAGGAGGUACCCGUGAGAAGGCACAAGAGAUUCUAGCAGGGUUAGGUGCCCAUGAGGACGAAUUGGUUACCAUGGAAAUGGUCAAUGAGAAACUUGAAAAAGCUAUUACUAAGUUUCGGAAUGCAAGACCCAAUGAACCUGCAAACCACCGCCUGUGGUUUAAACAUUUAAUACAGCACAAUGAAAUAUAG
Molecule: messenger RNA, 1470 nt
Organism: Saccoglossus kowalevskii
Lineage: Eukaryota; Metazoa; Hemichordata; Enteropneusta; Harrimaniidae
Source: RefSeq, a predicted model, not a curated record